AUGUUGCACAUCCUCUUCCUCUUCGCUCUGGUCCUCGCCCCAGCUUCCCACGCAGCAGACUUCUGCGUGGCGAAGCUGAAAGGCGCGGGAGGCGUGGCAGGGUACGCCUGCAGGGACCCUGCCAAGGUCACCGCCGCGGACUUCGUGUUCAAGGGCAUCGUGACCAGCGGCAACACCACGAACAUCAUCAACGCGGCGGUGACCCCUGUCUUCGUGCAGCAGUUCCCAGCCCUGAACGGGCUGGGCCUGUCCACGGCCAGGCUCGACCUGGCCCCCGGAGGGGUCAUCCCGUUGCACACCCACCCCGCGGCCAACGAGAUCCUCGUCGUGACCUCCGGGGUCAUCAAGGCCGGGUUCAUCACCUCGUCGUCGAACAAGGUGUACAUCGCGACCGUGACCAAGGGACAGGUGAUGGUUUUCCCACAAGGGUUGUUGCACUUCCAGCUCAACGCUGGCAAGACGGCUGCUAGUGCUGUGGUGACGUUCAACAGCCCUGAACCUGGACUGCAGAUUCUUGACUUUGCGUUGUUUGCCAAUGACUUUCCUACUGAGUUGGUUUCCGGGACUACUUUCCUUGAUUCUGCGAUAGUGAAGAAGCUUAAGGGUGUCCUUGGUGGUACUAAUUGA
Linum tenue is the source of this 627-nucleotide messenger RNA. The record is from the annotation of a GenBank genome assembly. NCBI's taxonomy places the organism in Eukaryota, Viridiplantae, Streptophyta, Magnoliopsida, Malpighiales, Linaceae.